This is a messenger RNA of Penicilliopsis zonata CBS 506.65, 1749 nucleotides long. RefSeq lists its product as hypothetical. Gene Ontology annotation, biological process: transmembrane transport. The transcript has 8 exons. The coding region runs from base 1 to 1749 and encodes 582 amino acids. Gene Ontology annotation, molecular function: calcium ion binding; ATP transmembrane transporter activity. The record is from RefSeq and is a predicted model, not a curated record. Lineage: Eukaryota; Fungi; Ascomycota; Eurotiomycetes; Eurotiales; Aspergillaceae.
AUGGCGACCGGCGAGUCCGAAGAUGAACGCGAUAAAAGACUUGCCAGGCUUUGGGAGACACUCGACACUCGCAGGGAGGGUCAUGUUGAUCUGAACGGCCUAAAAAAGGGCCUGAGGAAGAUUGAUCACCCACUAAAGAAUGCCGAUUCGAUGCUUACUGACGUUCUCCGAGCCGUGGAUACAAACGAGGAUGGAUAUAUCGAUUUUUCUGAAUUCCGCGUCUUCAUCAAUCACACCGAGACUGGGCUAUGGCAAAUGUUCCAGAAGAUCGACCGGAACCAUAAUGGGGAAAUUGACAAAGCUGAACUGAAGGCGGCAUUCGCGAAAUCCGGGGUUAUCGUUUCGAAUUCCAAGCUGGACGCUUUCUUCGAAGAGGUGGAUACGAACAAAGACGGCGUGAUAUCGUUUGAGGAAUGGAGGGAUUUCCUCCUCUUUCUCCCUGCAGAGUCAUCAUACGACCUGCGCGCUGUUCUGUCAUACUACACGGCAACGGGAAAUCUAAACCCGGAAGGAGAUGUCAACAUCAAUGAUCUGCAGGGUUUAGGUACAGACCACUCGUUUCCUAAACGUUAUAUAUUAGCCCUGAGGGGUUUUUUGUACAAAACUCUUUGCCUACACGCCCUCGAGACAUUUAUUCCGUCGGUAUAUGCGGAAUCCUGCGGGGGCGCGAGCCCAGGUGUAUCAUUCGGGACUGAAUAUGUUUCCAUAGAUGGAGAUUUUGAGCUCGAAUGGCUACCAAUCCCUCCGCUUGUAGCGAUAUGGAUGUCUAUUCGAUAUUAUGAACAGAAGUUGACGGAAAAUACCCCUCAAUUAGGUUAUUUCCUCGCUGGCGGGAUCGCAGGUGCUAUAUCCCGGACCGCGACGGCGCCUUUCGAUCGUCUUAAAGUCUAUCUGAUCGCCAAAAUUGGGACAGAGAACCAGGGAGCGAAAGCAACUCAAAACGGAGCACCGGUGAAAAAAGCGCAUCGGCAAUUAGUGGAUGCUGUUAAAGAGCUGUGGCGCGUUGGUGGAAUUCGGAGCCUUUUUGCAGGCAAUGGGUUGAACGUGGUGAAAGUGAUGCCGGAAUCGGCCAUCAAAUUCGGUGCAUAUGAGGCUGCGAAAAGGGCGUUCGCUAGACUUGAAGGCCACAAUGACACCAAAAGACUUCUGCCAACAUCUCAGUUCUUGUGUGGCGGUUUUGGUGGAAUGGUUGCCCAGUGCUUCGUCUACCCUCUUGAUACGUUGAAGUUUCGAAUGCAAUGCGAGACUGUUGAAGGAGGCUUGAGAGGAACUCAGCUUAUCGCAGCCACAGCAAAAAAGAUGUGGAAAACAAAUGGCUUGUACGCAUUUUUCCGCGGCUUGCCGCUUGGCCUUGUCGGCAUGUUUCCAUACGCGGCCAUCGACCUCACUACGUUUGAAUAUCUUAAACGAGCUCUUACCGCUCGAAAAGCUCGCCUUGCCAAUUGCCACGAGGAAGAUGCUCCCAUCAGCAAUUUUGCAACAGGAGCUAUCGGCGCAAUAAGCGGUGCGACCAGCGCGUCGAUUGUCUAUCCGUUGAACGUUCUUCGGACAAGACUACAGGCCCAAGGAACUGUUCUUCACCCUGCCACAUAUAGUGGAAUCGGCGAUGUAGCUCGGAGAACCAUCAAAGCAGAGGGUAUUCGAGGCCUCUUCCGAGGCUUGACGCCAAACCUUCUCAAAGUCGCACCGGCAGUCUCCAUCAGCUACGUUGUGUAUGAAAACUCCAAACGGAUGCUGGGCUUAAGAUGA